UACUGAUCAUGACCGACGCACUCAAGAUGACCGACCUGCAGCAGCGCGCCAGCAUCGAGUUCGAGCGGCAGCGCCACCUGGCGAACUGGCUGAUCGAAUCGAGCCCGCACAUGCCGAAGCCGACGGCCGCCCAGCAGAAGCAGCUGGCGCAGCACCAGCAACAGCUCCAGCACCAGCAGCAGCUGCAGCUUCAGCAACAACUCCAGCAGCAACAACAGCCGCCUCAGAAGCAGAAAGCCAACGGCGGCAAGCUGAAGCCGAGCCCGAUGUUUCUGCUGGCUAAAAUCGGCCACCUCGGCGGAGGAGGAGGUGCUGGCGGAACCGGUGGAACGGGAGCGGGUACCGACUCGCUGGCGGCGUCCACCUUCAACUCGCAGACCAACCUCCCGCUGCAGAUCCUCUCGCCGGCCGGCGGCGGGCGGGACGGGAACAAACCGAAGCUGCGCCGCUUCAACUCGCACGACACCAGCGCCAACAUGUUCUCGGUGGCGGAGUUCGAGAACGCGCGGCUGGCGCGCCGGAACGAGCUGGAGAAUGCGGCCCUGAUGCGCCAGCGCCAGAACCGCUACAAGCUGAACUCGCUGUCGUCCGGCGGCGGCGACUGUUCCACCGGCGAAAGCAAGGGCUCGAAGCUGAGCUCGAACGAUCCGAGCUCGAACGAGCCGCUCUUGGCGGAUCAGUUUCUCGAGCGGUUCUCGUUGCCGCGCGUCAUCCGGCUGUCGUACACCUCCUCGGCGCAGGCGGCCACUCUCGGGGACCAGACGAUGACUUCGUCGAGCUCGGCCGAGUCGAGCAGUACGGCGGAGUCGCGUAGCCCGAACGGCACCGGACAGGCGCUCAUGAACGCCGGUGGGAAGCUGGCCAAGUCGAAGAAGUCCAAGGGAUCGACCGCCGGCGGUGGGGACCUGUUCCUGCUCUACCGGUACAUGCGCAACUACCGGAGCUACCACGUGUUCAACACGAAGGCCGGCACCAACCGGAAGAAGGGCUACAAGAUACCGCAGGACUUUCCCGGUUACUUCUCCUUUAUAAACGACAAGGGCGCCCCGACGGCCACCAUCUACACGACGAUCGUACAGCUCGUGCGGGACCAGGUGUACAAGUUUCUCUCGCUGGAAAACCUCUCCGCCUACACCGAGUCGCAGGACAACUUUAGCCACAAAACGCACUACGUGAAGGCGACGGCCAAGGCGGGCCAGGUGUACCGACUGCUGGCCGUCUUCCAGGACGGUGAUCACAAGUCGUCGUCGUCCUCUAGUCACAAGGAUCCAGCGUUGGCCGGUGGUGGUGCCGGGAGUAUCGGUGGGCGCGAAAAGGAGCGUGGCAAGUACGCGCAGCUACUGGACGACAAUCGGCAGAUCUACUACGUUUCGCUGUCGGCCAAGGGAAAGUUCUACGAAAUCGAACAGCACAACAGUGCGCCAAUGUUGCAGAAGCACGGAAGCUUCGGCACACCGGCGCACGGUGGUCUGCACAGCGGGAACAACACGAGCAGCAGUAGCGGUGGUCACGGACAUCUGGCAAACGGCGGCCACCGGAAACCGAAGCAGCUGAGCAGGGACUGCGUCCAUCGCAUCGGAUUUAUCAUGCAGUCGGAUGUCAGUCUGCCGCUCAAUCUGAAGCUCAUAUCGCCCCUGGCCGGGAUGCCCUCGACGGUGCCUGAAUACGUGACGAUCGCGAAGGCAAGCGAGGAAAACUUUAUCAUUGCGUGUCCGCUGGACGAGCAGCAGCUCACGACGACACUGACCCUCACCAAGCUGCACCUGACGCCGCAGAUGAAGUUCGCCAAGUGCACGAUGGGCUUCGAGAACGAGCAGCACAUGUUCCUCAACCCGAACGUGCAGACGGUGCUGAAGUUCUGCCAGUUCUCGUGCGAUAACUUCUUGCGCCUGGUCGAGUCGGAGACGAACGCACUCGAGCUGCUGCAGCAGCUGCAGAUGCAGGUGACGGUAUCGCCCACGCGACACUCGUCCGCCGGUGGUGGACUGGCAUCCCUGGGCCAGCAGACGGGUCCGAGUUCGCUCGGAUCGAACGUUAGUGGUGGUGGUGGAAAUCCGAGGGAGUCCAGGAGUGUGGAUGUGUUGCGGAAGUUUGGCCGGCUGUUCGGCGGUGGAGGUGGUGGAUCCGGUGGUAAUCACGAUCGCAACGGUUCCGGCCACGAGAAGGAAGAUUCCAUCAUAUUUUUAACUAAAAAUGACCUGGAAAGUCUCGAAUGCAGUGGCCGGGCGGCGAUCGAAGCAGACCUCCAGCAGCAGCAGCAGCAACACCAUAGUUUGGUGGAUGACCAUCGGACGCUUCACGGGAUGGACGAUCAUCAGGGACAGCAGCCACACUCGCUUCCGGCCACUUCCGGUGGGUUGCGUAACAACGAGAAGAUGAAGGUGUUUACACCGAACGGCGCAAGUACGGGGAACGCGUCCAAGAAAGCUUCCACGGGCCGGUGGUUUAAGGGACUUGGACGUAGCUCGGGUGCCGCCGGUAGUGGGGCAAUAUCGGCCGACGACGAGUGGGAUAAGCGGACCAGCCUGGACCGGUACAAGGACAUGUCGAAGCUGAUUCAGGAGCGUUUCGGUACGCUCGGGAUGCUUUCGUCGCGUGCCAACAGUUCCGAUAUGAUCAGCGGAGGUUACGACGAUGCCGGAAACACGCUCGUAAGCCACAAUCCGUCCACCGGUCGGGGUGAACUCGAGCAGCAUCAUCACGGCGGCGGGAUUCGUGAGAAGUGUCUUUCGCUGCAGCACAUUGAGCAGAAAUCGUCCACCGGAGGAAAGAACAAACCGGACCUUGUGCCACCGCAUCACGUGUCCGGUUCGCUCCGGGGGGACGAUGACCGUGAGCAGGAGGAUCAGACAACCUCUUCGGAACUCGGUGACACGCUGUUCUUCCCACUCCGUCACAGCAGCAACCAACAAUCGUUCAUGACGCAAAAGCUGUACAGCGAGUUCCACGUGAAGACGAAGCAGUACAGCAAGUCCUCCUCCAGCAUCCAGCAGCUGUUGCAUCUGGCCUCGAACGGAUCCCGACCCACCCCGCCCAAAGGCAAUCGAUCGUCCAUGGGGAUGCCGUCAGCGAAGGGUGCCCGGGCUUCGAACGGUGAAGUGAUUCUCUCGUUCGAAGACCUUCGCUACAUGCACGGCAUGAUGGAUGACAACGGGAACGACGACCGUGGCGUCGUUGUGCCACAACAGGACACCGAACGCAAUGUGGCCCGCGAGAAGCGAACGAAAGUAGUCUCGCUGCAAGAACCGGUUCCAUUCCGCACGGAGCGAAACAUCCUCGACGAUCUGCCGUACAGUAGCGUACGUGAUUCGAUCCUCCUCCAGGACGGGCCCGAACUCGGUGGCGUACCAACGGAAGGAAUCUACGCCGAAAUCUGUGCCGCCGACAGUCCGACGGCACUCGGUCCGGCACUCUCCACCACCACCACCACCACCAUCACCACCGACAACAGCCGGAGCAGCAGUCGAACGUCUCCGGUGCCUCCUCCGCCGAACCAUCCCUUAGUAACGGUCGUUCGGCCCGAGAAGCGCUUCGUUAGCAUACGGAUUAAUGUGCCACCGUGUGACAGUGCGGCCGGGUCCGGCUCGGUUAGCCUCAAUCCGGCCGGCGGGGGAAACAUCACGAGCGCCAGCUCCAGCACCAGUCGCUGCUCGUCCGUCGUCUCUAGUCCCAUCGAAGACAACAUCUACAAUACGAUCAAGUAGGCGAAGGUGGCGAAGAAACAAAGGCAAAGAAAGUUGAUGAAAAAAAAAACUAUGGCUGCGAAGUUGCCACAGGCAACGACGACCAAAGUAUUACCGGAAUUUGUGAUAAACCAACCAGGACGACCGAAC
This is a messenger RNA of Anopheles coustani, 3833 nucleotides long. RefSeq lists its product as uncharacterized. The record is from RefSeq and is a predicted model, not a curated record. Gene Ontology annotation, molecular function: transcription cis-regulatory region binding. Gene Ontology annotation, cellular component: nucleus. Lineage: Eukaryota; Metazoa; Arthropoda; Insecta; Diptera; Culicidae. The transcript is spliced from 5 exons. Bases 9 to 3704 code for a protein of 1231 amino acids. Gene Ontology annotation, biological process: regulation of transcription by RNA polymerase II.